AUGAGCGAUGAGAAACAAACUGGAUUUGAUAUGUGUUUAAUUUCUCUAAUGAUUCCAUCGACAACAACCUUUGGAGCUGUUCUAUCCAAUCCUUUGGGCUCGCACGUUAAAUUAAAGUCCUUCGGAUCAAAAGUGCACGCCACACCGCCUUUGAUUCAGUCACAUGGUACACGAGCAUCUAUACAACUAUUUUGCUUUCUCUGCUUCCUUUUCUUCAUAUUUCUCUACCAUUCAUCGGAUCUUCUCUACGAUUUCCUCUGUUUUAAAGACAUGGGAGACAAAUUUGGGUUAGAGGAAGAAGAUAAAGCCAUGAUAGAGAACGUAUUGGGUCGUGAAGCUUGCGAUUACUUGUUAUGGUCAGCUUCAAAUAAGCUAUCCGAUGAAUUCAGAUCAAGAACAAGUGACUUAGGGGUUCAAGAUGGGCUUCGAAAGAUUCUCGAGGGGUCAGACUGGAAUUAUUCCAUUUUCUGGCAAGUUUCCAAUUCAAAAUCAGGCAAAUCCGCUUUAAUCUGGGGCGAUGGCCAUUAUAAAGAUUCAACAGAAACCCAAGCUGGUGGUGGGCAUGGAACCAAUAGGAAAAAACGGGUUCUUCAGAAGCUCCAUUCUUGUUUUAAGGGACACGAAAAAGGAAAUCUUGUAGCAAAAAUGGAUUUAGUUUCUGAUGUGGAAAUGUUUUAUUUAACCUCGAUGUUUUAUCUGUUCCCAUUUGAUAAACCUUCAAGCCCUUCUCAAUCUUUCAACACGAGUCGAUCCGUUUGGGUUUCUGAUACAAGAAGCUGUGAAGAACAUUACCAAUCAAGAUCCUUUUUAGCAAAAUCAGCACGCUUUCAGACACUCGUAUUUAUCCCGCUUAAAAGAGGAGUCUUGGAGAUGGGUUCUUUUAAGUCGAUCCCAGAAGACCAAAGCUUCAUAGCAAUGGCUAAAACUUUGUUCAAUGGAUGCCACCCGAAAGGAUUACCCAAAAUCUUCGGUCAAGAAUUAAGUCUCGGUGGUAAUAGUAAUGGUAAUGGUAAUGGUGGUCCGAAAUCCGGUCCAAUCAGCAUCAACUUUUCCCCGAAAGUGGAAGAAGAUGUGGAUUUCGGAGGGGAAUCAUACGAAAUACCUUCGAGAAACGGUUUCGGAGGGAAUUCUUCCAACAAUGAUAAUGAAGGGAAGAUGUUUCCCAACCAUGUGAUGAAUGGAGUAUUGAAUUCAUCGCAAUCAAUCCAAUCAUCAUCACCAAAUCAAGACUCGUUAAUGGACAGAAAGCCAAGAAAAAGAGGAAGAAAACCCGCAAACGGAAGAGAAGAACCGUUGAACCACGUGGAGGCGGAGAGACAGCGACGGGAGAAACUAAACCAACGGUUCUACGCGCUCCGAGCGGUGGUCCCCAACAUUUCAAAAAUGGACAAAGCGUCGCUGCUUGGUGAUGCGAUUUCAUACAUAACAGAUCUUCAAUCAAAGAUAAGAAUGAUGGAAGCUGAAAAGGAUGUGAUGGGUGCACCCGAGGUUGAUUUCAUGGCUAGAAAAGAUGAUGCGGUUGUUAGGGUGAGCUGCCCGUUGGAUGAGCACCCGGUUGCCCGGGUUAUAAAAACAUUUCGGGAACAUCAGAUGGUGAUGCAGGACACAAAUGUUUCAACCACAGAAGACGGGAAGGUCAUGCAUUCCUUCUCAUUGAUAAAACCUAAAAGAAACAGAAGUGGAAAACCUACGAAGCAGCAGUUCAGGAAUUGACUAAUGGUAUAAGUAUUGGUGGUGUAGCCACUAGCAACAGUCUGUAUCGAUGUUCAAAUGUGUAAUGUGCAAUUUUUCUUGCAUUACAUAAAAAUCAUCUCCAAUAUUGUCAUUUGUCGAUUUGGAAAAUGAGUUUAUAUAUUUAUCUGUAUCAUUUCAUUUUACUGUAUCAAGUACUUCUCAUUCAGUCGGUUUAUUUUCAGUAAAUUAUAUAAAUAGUCUGUGGAUUGGGGUCUUUAUUUAUUAUUAUUAUUAUUCAA
Lactuca saligna is the source of this 1973-nucleotide messenger RNA. The record is from the annotation of a GenBank genome assembly. NCBI's taxonomy places the organism in Eukaryota, Viridiplantae, Streptophyta, Magnoliopsida, Asterales, Asteraceae.